AUGGUUGAUGUCGGGCUUGAUUCACAGGAGGACGCCGACGAUGAUCCUCCAGAAUCUCUUUUGGAAGAGCCAACCGAUAACAGCCCCCCAGCUUUCCAACGAUUCAAAGACCCGUCGGGACGAACGCCGCUGCUGGAAAGAUCGGCGAGAAGCGACACUGACAUGGACAGCACGCGACAUACAGAACCUCCGGAGGCUGACCCAGCUCCCUCAGGAAACGCCUUUGUCGAGGGAGAGAUAUUCAGACACGACCCUUUCUUCGCGUGGAUAUUCUUAAUCAGUCUCGCCGGGAUGAUGUCAACCUUUGUCCUGGUGUGGCUCAAUACUACUCCUAAGAAGAGCCCUGUUGGAGACACGAUUUAUACGACACUACAGAAAUCCUUCAAUAUGCUUGCCGUCGAUACCGUGGUGGCAGUAUUAGUGUCAUUUGUAUGGUUGGCAGCGCUGCGGUCCUUUGUUCGGCCGCUGGUUACUGUUAUCCUGGUCGCUGUGCCGGCCAUUAUGUUUUCAUUUUCUAUUUUCUCCUUUGCGUCGUCUUUCAAAGGGCGGACGCACGGGACAAGCUUUCAGGACGUCGUCAUGAGAUGGACCGCCAUCGUCCCGGGAGCUUCGUGCAUCCUAUGGCUCUGGCUUGUCGUCAAGGGCCGAAGAGCGAUUCAGCAGGCCAUUGAAAUUCUUCAAUUUUCCUCCAAGAUUCUGGCACAAAACCCAGGUCUCUUAUUAGUCGGCUUUGGAUGCCUGGCCUUGAUUGUUGUCUGGACCUGGAUUUGGCUGGCCAUGUUUACCCGUGUCUUUAUGGGUGGCUAUUUCUCAAAGUCGUUGGUUCGGUUUGUGAUUCAAUUCUCCAGCUGGUGGCUCGGCGCCGCAUUUGUCUUCAUGUAUAUGUGGACGCUCUCUGUCAUCAACGCGGUGCAUCGAGCGGCGACUGCGGCGACCGUCUCCCAGUGGUACUUUCAUCGCAAUGCAGGCCCUGCCACGCCUUCAAAGGAAAUCGUCAUGGCUGCUUUGGGCCACGGCGUGACCACAAUCUUUGGCAGCAUUUGUGAAUCAACGCUUCUGUCUCUCCUUAUCAGAGCACCAUUGAUUUUCCUGCCCAGGAGGCUAGGUGCAAUCAUCACAAACAUCGCUUCGUUCUGGAUACCGACGCCUAUUGUGGCUCUCACAAACCCUCUCACAAUUACCUUUGCAGCCAUUCAUUCUCAAGGCCUAGCCACGUCUGCUAGAGGUCUUGAUCAAAUGGAAUUUGUAUCACCUGCAAUCCCUACUACCACACUGACACCAAGGGCGUUGCGUCUACGCGGUCAGGCGAACGGCCUUUUGCCCUACCGACUGGCCAAGUUGCUCCUGGUUGCCACGCGAUUGAUUAUGGCUACUGGGCUGGGAUUUGCGGGCUGGGUGAUUACCGCAAAGCAACUGCGGAUCCAGCUCCCAGACGGUGUGGGCGUGCGAGGAUCAGCGUAUGCAUACGUGGUUGGCAUGAUGGCCAGUUUCAUUGGCUACUCGGUUAUGGGCGCAAUGGAGGGCAUUCUUAGCGGAAUUGUCGACGCGGUUCUGAUAUGUUAUGGAAGCGAGCGACGGAUGGAGAGAGGCCAUGGACGAUUCUGUCUCGAAGCGGCAUAUCUGUUUGGAGAGCGGCGAGGAACCGGCGAGGAUCUCGGAUAUGAGUAA
This is a messenger RNA of Trichoderma breve, 1668 nucleotides long. RefSeq names its product plasma-membrane choline transporter domain-containing protein. The coding region runs from base 1 to 1668 and encodes 555 amino acids. Gene Ontology annotation, biological process: transmembrane transport. Gene Ontology annotation, cellular component: plasma membrane. The transcript has a single exon. Lineage: Eukaryota; Fungi; Ascomycota; Sordariomycetes; Hypocreales; Hypocreaceae. The record is from RefSeq and is a predicted model, not a curated record. Gene Ontology annotation, molecular function: transmembrane transporter activity.